Molecule: messenger RNA, 3781 nt
Organism: Grammomys surdaster
Lineage: Eukaryota; Metazoa; Chordata; Mammalia; Rodentia; Muridae
Gene: Stxbp1
Product: syntaxin binding protein 1
Exons: 20
Coding region: 184-1995 (603 amino acids)
Biological process (GO): intracellular protein transport; neurotransmitter secretion; vesicle-mediated transport
Cellular component (GO): secretory granule; plasma membrane
Molecular function (GO): syntaxin binding
Source: RefSeq, a predicted model, not a curated record
CCCGCGCGCGGACCGCUCCACAGCCUCGUUCUGGCCCGAGUCGCGCCCCCGCACGGAGUCGGCGCGUCAGUCGGUCCCGAGCGCGACUGCGGGGCGGCGGGCUGCACAUAGCCGGGCGCGCGGCCCGGGGGAGGCGACGGUGUCGCGGGAGGAGCAUCGGAGCCCGGAGACUCGAAGAACGCCAUGGCCCCCAUUGGCCUCAAGGCGGUGGUCGGAGAGAAGAUCAUGCAUGAUGUGAUCAAGAAGGUGAAGAAGAAGGGCGAGUGGAAGGUGCUGGUGGUGGACCAGUUAAGCAUGAGGAUGCUGUCCUCCUGCUGCAAGAUGACAGACAUCAUGACCGAGGGGAUCACAAUUGUGGAGGACAUCAACAAGCGACGAGAGCCGCUCCCCAGCCUAGAGGCCGUGUACCUCAUCACCCCGUCCGAGAAGUCUGUCCACUCUCUCAUCAGUGAUUUUAAGGACCCACCAACUGCUAAAUAUCGGGCUGCGCAUGUGUUCUUCACAGACUCAUGUCCAGAUGCCCUGUUUAACGAGCUGGUAAAAUCCCGAGCAGCCAAAGUCAUCAAGACUCUGACAGAAAUCAACAUUGCGUUUCUCCCCUAUGAGUCCCAGGUGUAUUCCCUGGAUUCCGCUGACUCUUUCCAAAGCUUCUACAGCCCUCACAAGGCUCAGAUGAAGAAUCCUAUACUGGAACGCCUAGCAGAGCAGAUUGCAACCCUGUGUGCCACCCUGAAGGAGUACCCAGCUGUGCGGUAUCGGGGGGAGUACAAGGACAAUGCCUUGCUGGCUCAGCUGAUCCAGGACAAGCUGGACGCUUAUAAAGCUGAUGACCCAACAAUGGGGGAGGGUCCUGACAAGGCACGGUCCCAGCUCCUGAUCCUGGAUCGUGGCUUUGACCCCAGCUCCCCUGUGCUUCAUGAACUGACUUUUCAGGCUAUGAGUUAUGACCUGCUGCCUAUCGAAAAUGACGUUUACAAGUAUGAAACCAGUGGCAUUGGAGAGGCACGGGUGAAGGAGGUGCUUCUGGAUGAGGACGAUGACCUGUGGAUUGCACUGCGACACAAGCACAUCGCAGAGGUGUCCCAGGAAGUCACUCGGUCUCUGAAGGACUUUUCCUCUAGCAAGAGGAUGAAUACUGGAGAGAAGACCACCAUGCGGGACCUGUCCCAGAUGCUAAAGAAAAUGCCCCAGUACCAGAAAGAACUCAGCAAGUACUCGACUCACCUGCACCUUGCUGAAGACUGUAUGAAGCAUUACCAAGGCACCGUAGACAAGCUCUGCCGAGUGGAGCAGGACCUGGCAAUGGGCACAGAUGCAGAGGGGGAAAAAAUCAAGGACCCCAUGAGAGCCAUUGUCCCCAUCCUGCUGGAUGCAAACGUCAGCACUUAUGACAAAAUCCGCAUCAUCCUUCUCUACAUCUUCCUGAAGAACGGUAUCACUGAGGAAAACCUAAACAAACUCAUCCAGCAUGCCCAGAUCCCCCCAGAGGACAGUGAGAUCAUCACCAACAUGGCUCACCUUGGCGUGCCCAUCGUCACAGAUUCCACACUACGCCGCCGAAGCAAGCCAGAGCGGAAGGAGCGCAUCAGUGAGCAGACCUACCAGCUCUCACGAUGGACCCCAAUCAUUAAAGACAUUAUGGAGGACACUAUUGAAGACAAACUGGAUACAAAGCACUACCCGUACAUCUCUACCCGCUCCUCCGCAUCCUUCAGCACCACUGCUGUGAGCGCCCGCUAUGGACAUUGGCACAAGAAUAAGGCCCCCGGGGAGUACCGCAGCGGUCCCCGCCUCAUUAUUUUCAUCCUCGGGGGUGUGAGCCUGAAUGAGAUGCGCUGUGCUUACGAAGUGACCCAGGCCAAUGGCAAGUGGGAGGUGCUGAUAGGUUCUACUCACAUUCUCACUCCCACCAAAUUCCUCAUGGACCUGAGACACCCCGACUUCAGGGAGUCCUCUAGGGUAUCUUUUGAGGAUCAGGCUCCAACAAUGGAGUGAGAGCCAAAGAGACAAAGAUCCACGCACAUUCUCACCCCACAGAAACUGCUGGACACGCUCAAGAAGCUGAAUAAAACAGACGAAGAAACAAGCAGUUAAAAAUAAGCUGCCCUCCAAAACCCUGGCUCCCUUCCUACACUGCUCUGCAGCUCCCCAGUGUGACACCUUGGUUACUCUGAUGCCUCCCCAGCCCUGCACGCCCUGGCCACCCCGUUGCCGCGCUGAGUUCUUCUCCUGUGCAAUGACACCCCAUCUUGUUCUCUGAAAAGCAAGAGAGUAACGCAUUGUUUUUAAAAUUGAGUAUCUUCUGUACGUAUCCCACAGUAAGUUCACAUGCAAGAUCCACACGCAAGCGUCAGAACUCUGGACUCUCCCCUAUUUAUGACCCCGUGACCUGUAUAUAGCCCUGUACCACGUGUGCAUAUUGCUUGAAUAUGGAAAGGUAGACGCGUGGGUGUUUCUCAAAGCUUGUUUGGGCUCAUCUCUGUUAUUGUUGGGAAUCAUAAGUUGUCUGUCCCCGAGAAAUGACAUGCUGAGGAAGUGAUGUUUUUCUCUCUAGCCCCUGCACACUCCCUGUUCUCAUGCACAGAAGCUGAGAAGCAGUGAGCAGACACCUCUGGAGGCUGGCUUGGAAUGAACCUCCUCUAUGCAGCUGUGGGUGUGCACUUAGGGUGUCCACAGGAAGCCAGUCUGAGUGCCAGCCAGUGUGAUCUCCAGAGCCUGACGCUGCUUUCCCUGACUUGCGUCCACAGUGUUGUAACAAGUUAAGUCCUCCGGGCUCAAUCAGCAUGCCUAGCACCCUCCAGUCCUCAAGAGUUCGGUAUGACCAGCCCCCUUCCUUCCCAGGGCUUCACCUGAACACAGCCUGGAUAGAGGUCAAGGGUCAGGAGUGAACUGGAAGAUGUGAGUUUGGCACUCUGGUCAAAGGGUGCUUUGCUAUAGAAGCUAGGCCUGAGGAAUGGGGGCCCUGCUGCUCAGUCAGAGUAUCCUCCGUUUAAGAUACUUCAUCAACCUUCACUUUGUGUAGUGUACCGUCAUGUGUCAUUGUGCUUGUAUGAAACAAUCAGUUUACUCUUUGUAUUAAAGUCAUCACUGUAUAAAACAUAGCUAGCUAUAAAGCAGAAAUUCCAGAAGCAGAUGCUAGGAUGGUCUCCAUCCUCGGGAUGCAGCAGCUCCCUGAGUAUGCCGCUCACCCUGCUGUUGUAGUGGUGAAACAAAGACAGUGGAAGUCACAAAAAUGUCCCCAGCCCAGCCCCCGCCCCUCCCUCCCGCAGACUUGUAUUACUGUGUCUCGUGCUGUCUUCACAAAUGUGGUGUACGCCUGCCGCAGGCGUCCUGUGCCCGCAGGCGUCCUGUGCCCGCAGGCGUCCUGUGCCCGCCUGCCUCCCUUCCUAGUUCUAGAGUCUCUCUCCUUAGUUCUCAGGCCCUCCCCUGCCCCUCUCCAGUGGCCCCUUUCCCUUAGGACUGAACCGUAGUAGCACCGGUUGAUUUCUUCUGUAGCCGCUGCUUUCAUCCCUUCCCUUGGUCAAGCAAUGCUCAUGCUUCAGGACCUUGUUUGUCGAACAUGUGGGUUUCCUUUAUGUUAUUUAUAUAAAUAAUUUCUCAAAUGGAUAUUUAAAAAAAAAGCUAGUCUGUCUUGAAACUUGUUAACUUGAAACUCUUGAAUCUCAGUGUUGAAAGUACGGAAGCACAACCGUGUACCGCCCUGUACCGCCCUGUACCGCCCUGUACUGUCCUGUACUGCAGCAUUUGAGUCUAAUAAAGACGUCAGCUCUCACCCAUGGUC